This is a messenger RNA of Moneuplotes crassus, 1532 nucleotides long. Lineage: Eukaryota; Ciliophora; Spirotrichea; Euplotida; Euplotidae. The record is from the annotation of a GenBank genome assembly.
GUUAAGGAAAUAUUUCAUAUGCUGAAUAGUAAAGGACACCUGAAAGAUUCUGUUGAUGACAUGAGAAGAAUUCAGAAUGGAAACAUGGCUGUGAAGGAAGCAAGUUGAGCAAAAGUCUCGUCAAAGCAAACAACAGGUGUGAAAUAAGUUGUGAAGGGAUUCAGAGGAGAUUACAGUUGCUAAUUUUAAUAAUAGUCAAAAUAUCGGCUUUAAUUUUGAUUCUGUAUGUUACAAGGAAAGUCACCUAUGGAAAAAUCGACCUGUUAUGGCUUUUAAUGAAGUCAUUGAUGACUCAGACAUAAUAAAUGAAUCUGAGGUUAGGUAUUGAGAACCAAGUCCUAGGGAAUAUACUAUUGAGCCAGAGAUGCUUCAUACACCUGAAAAGACAAGUACGAGAAUAAAUAAUGCCUUUGUUAGUAAUCCUCUAGAAAGCUGUCUGCCUAAUCAAUUGGUUGCUUCUCCGGAGAGUAUCCAUACACAGAGUACUAAAAGCAUAACUUGGAAUAAUAAAAGCGAUUCUAAUGAUAUAUUUCUGUAUGAUCUACAAGAAAAAGGGAUGCAAAUUCGAGAUGAAAGUCUAGUUGACUUAGUGAAUUUUACUAAAUCAUCGCCUGACACCAGCUGCAAUAUGGAUGACAUCGAUCUCUCUGACAAUCAUCAAAGUUCAAGGGAAGCCUUCCAAUGAGGGAUCUUUAGACAAGGCCUUUCCAGUAUUCGUGAACAAACAAAUGAAAGCCAUACUGCUACUUAUGAUAUGACAAGGUUCACGAGACCUGCCAAUACUCCCGUAGAAUUAACCUCAUUUAGUUCAUCUCGCAACAUGUUCUAUAAGAAGAGUACUGAGAAGGGACUUGAUAAGGAGAAUAAUCAGAAAUGUAUUAACAGAGUUCCUUUGGCUUCCACUAUAAAACCAAGAUCAACUCUGAGCCCAACAUUUUCAAACGCCCAGUCUAUAAAAUUUAACUGAAAAAUUAAGAAGAACUCAUCCAGAAAGCCUUUCCAAAGCUUGAUCUCUCAAAGAAGGAGCAGCAGGGAGAACCUGAAUCAGCUCGACUCGAAGAUAAUUGAAGCUCAGAAACAACUCAACAGCGUUGGUAGGAAUCAUACCAACCUCAGGAAAUAAAUCAACCUUUGUAAGAACCAAGAGGGAAAGUUCUUUAGUAAAGAUUUUUCAGAAGCAGACUUCAAAGCCCGCUUCCAAGUGUCAGUCUCGGAUUAAGAAGAUGCCUGGUCACGGGACUUUUACUCUAUACCAAAAUUCAGCGAAUCCUUUGAAGCUGACUAGGAAAUCUAAGGUUAAGGGCGACCUUGAUAAGAGCUGUAGAGUCAUGAGUAAUACUGGACGUCUACUUUUGAACAAUGGGAAUAAGCCAGUCACAAAAAGUCAGGCAUUGUGGAUGCUUACAAAUGAGAAAGCUCCAAAUAUGGCGAUUAAAAACACUGGUAAAUAUUUUAGGAUCCUGAAGAAGGAACCUAAAGGCAUUGAAGAAGCAAGAGAGUUUUCGCAGAUUAGCAUAAAAAUAAUUAAUUAA